This is a messenger RNA of Hermetia illucens (black soldier fly), 781 nucleotides long. RefSeq names its product transmembrane protein 223. Gene Ontology annotation, biological process: nervous system development. The coding region runs from base 57 to 743 and encodes 228 amino acids. The transcript has 2 exons. The record is from RefSeq and is a predicted model, not a curated record. NCBI's taxonomy places the organism in Eukaryota, Metazoa, Arthropoda, Insecta, Diptera, Stratiomyidae. Gene Ontology annotation, cellular component: mitochondrion.
CAUUGAUAACUCGCAAUGUGAGGUUAUGUUUAUAAGUGGCGGGGUUUGAUAAUAAAAUGAUCCCGAUUUUGUGUUACGUGCGACCCGCGCAAAAUGUAAAUAUUGCGAGACACUUCUUUCCAUACAAGCCGCGAAUAUCAUCUUUUCACUCAACGAACUGCCGCCAUGUAAACACAACGCCUCGCUCCUUCAAUAGAGCCGUAGAUGUCAACACAAAUGUUCCCAAAGAUGUGAUUCUGUUCAAAUACGACAAUCCUCGGUUUUUCAAGAUUUUAAACAUUUUCGCUCUUUGUCAGUUCGGUUUCUGGUCAUAUUUAUCGCAUUUUGCCUUUACGACAUUGAAAGAUGCACCAGUCGAAAAGGUAGAUGAGGAUGCCUCCUGGUUCCGGAAGAUCAAUUUGGGCGAAAAUAAGUACAGAAACACAAUCACAGUCAGCUGUUUCUUGAUCGGCUAUGGUAUCCUAGCAGCUGCCUGGCUGUUUAGCCUUCGUUCCGUCCGCUUCCUAAUAUUGCGAAAAGGUGGCCAGAAAGUGUCUCUGGUUACUUACGGCCCCUUCGGGAAGAACCGAAUAAUGGAGGUCCCUGUCAACUGCAUUUCUGCCCAAGAAUCGCGCGACGCAGCCAGAGUCCAGCUACCUUUGAAAGUGAAGAACCGCGCCUUCUACUUCAUUCUGGAUAUGAGGGGAGAGUUCCUGAACACUAGACUGUACGACCACACCGCAGGCUUAAGGCGUAAAUUAUAAACACCAGAUUAGAAAUAUAGUUAAACUUUUAUUCUACA